Messenger RNA from Staurois parvus, 475 nucleotides. NCBI's taxonomy places the organism in Eukaryota, Metazoa, Chordata, Amphibia, Anura, Ranidae. The record is from the annotation of a GenBank genome assembly.
AUGGGCCCCUGUACCGCCUCCCCAUGCUGCUGCCAGGCCCGUAAUCUGCCAUGGGCCCCCGUACCGACUCCUCAUGCUGCUGCCAGGCCCGUAAUCUGUCAUGGGCCCCUGUACCGCCUCCUCAUGCUGCUGCCAGGUCCAGAGUGUGUCAUGGGUCCCUGUACGGCCUCCCAUUGCUGCUGUCUCUAUCGCCACACUCUGCCAUGUGCCACUUUCAGGUCUCCUCACACUGCUGGUGGUUUCCAUUUUUGUCAUAGGGUGCUGUAUGGCCUCCCAUUGCUGCUGCCUCCACCGCCACACUGUGGCUCCACACUCUGGUUUUGGCCCCGUGACUGCCCAAAUGAGUGAAGUGUGCGGUGAUUCUAAGAUCGACGGCACUCAUCUGCAUGUCAUACUGACUGACAGUAUUAUUUCUCUUCCCCAGCAGACUCCAAGGGCAUUUAAAUUAAAGGUACAGUGUUCUGCACUAAUUAUA